Molecule: messenger RNA, 609 nt
Organism: Callorhinus ursinus (northern fur seal)
Lineage: Eukaryota; Metazoa; Chordata; Mammalia; Carnivora; Otariidae
Gene: GLOD5
Product: glyoxalase domain containing 5
Source: RefSeq, a predicted model, not a curated record
AUGCUAUGCCGUCUGCCCUCCAGGCUGCCAGCCAGGAUGUGGGGCAGAACUUCCCAGAAGCAGUGAUCGCGGAGGAACAGCAGUCAGACUCUUUCACCAUGCCUUAUCCAUAGGCUUGACCAUAUUGUGAUGACGGUAAAGAGUAUCAAAGACACCACCAUGUUUUAUUCCAAGAUCCUGGGCAUGGAAGUCACAACUUUCAAGGGUGACCGGAAAGCAUUGUGUUUUGGAGACCAGAAACUGAACCUCCACAAGGUGGGAAAGGAAUCUGAACCCAAAGCUGCUCACCCAGUUCCUGGCUCCGUGGACAUAUGCCUGAUCACAGAGACACCUUUGGAGGAAGUGGUCGCCCACCUCAAAGCUUGUGAGGUUCCCACUGAGGAGGGUCCGGUCCCCAGAACAGGGGCAAAAGGACCCAUUAUGUCCACCUACUUCCGAGACCCUGAUGGAAACCUGACUGAGGUGUCCAACUAUAUCUCCUCAUUAUUGAGGCUGGCCCUCCUCCAUUCUGUUCCCUGCCGUGUCUCCCUCUCCCUUCCUUCCUGCAAGCUCUUACCCAAGCCCAGAAAUCUCCAAGGAUUGAGGACUUGGGCACUUCACUCUUCCUAG